CUUUCCCCUCCCCCCUGGAUUCCUACCUGUUGCCUCUCGCCGGCUCCGGGGGGUCUCUCUCGCGUCCCCGUCUCACCCCUUCUCGCUGCUUUUUUUUUUCUUCCCUUUCUUUAUCCUGUGGGCGGCGUUCUUGGGCGGGGAGAGAUCAAGAACCUGAGCUGUCCGCGGCCGGUGGUUCGCCUGUCCCGAGCUCGAUUAGUUAGUUACCCUCUGCCUCGGUUCUUGGUGCGUGGUCAAUCGGGGCUACAGAAUUCGAGUUUCUUGUGGGAGUUUCAGGGUCACUACGAGGUGAAAGCGUAUUGAGCGGAAGGCGAUCGGCGGUGAACUGAAUUCCUAGUUUGUUGCAGUCUCAAGCUUUGGUUUUCUGAAGUACUGGAAACGUCCUCGAUUGGCGAAAAGCUGAUGAAAAUUUUGUUUUCUGGCUAAAAAAAAAAAUACUUGACGUGCGGGGGGGUAAGACGGCCCAGGCUAAAGAAAAUUUGAUACUCAGAUAACCCCAAGGUCAUGGGUUGGUUAAAUAAAAUAUUCAAAGGUUCAGUAAAUAGAGUUUCAAGGGGGCAUUAUGAUGGAAACUGGCAUGAAGGUCAUCCAUCAGAUAACAUUGGAGGGGCAUAUGAUGAAAGUGAUAAUGAAGAUAUUGAUCGUGCUAUUGCAUUAUCUUUGUCAGAAGAACAAAAUAAGGGAAAAGCUGUUGAUAUUGAUUAUAGUUUGGAGGAAGAUGAACAACUUGCACGAGCUCUCCAGGAGAGCCUUAAUGCUGACUCUCCUCCACGUCAGAAUAUUCCUGUUGAGAAUGUUCCAACAGAGCGUGUUCCCUCAAGAGAGCCACCUCAGAUUCCAUUCCACUCAGCUGGAUACAGAACUUGUGCUGGAUGCAAAAACCCAAUUGGUCAUGGACGUUUUCUUAGUUGUAUGGAUUCAGUUUGGCAUCCUCAGUGCUUCAGGUGUUUUGCUUGCAACAAGCCCAUAUCUGAGUUUGAGUUUGCUAUGCAUGAAGAUCAGCCAUACCACAAAUCAUGUUACAAAGAAUUUUUUCAUCCAAAAUGCGAUGUCUGCAAGAACUUUAUUCCAACAAACAAGAAUGGGCUGAUCGAAUAUCGAGCACAUCCAUUCUGGAUGCAAAAGUACUGUCCUUCCCACGAAGAUGAUGGCACUCCUAGGUGUUGCAGUUGUGAAAGAAUGGAGCCGAUGGACGUCAAAUACAUCACGUUAGAUGAUGGGAGGAAACUCUGCUUGGAAUGUCUCAACUCUUCAAUAAUGGAUACACCAGAGUGCCAACACCUUUAUAUGGACAUUCAGGAAUUUUUUGAAGGUUUGAACAUGAAAGUAGAGCAACAAGUUCCAAUACUGUUGGUUGAGAGACAGGCUCUGAACGAAGCUUUGGAAGCUGAGAAAAAUGGGCAUCAUCUUCCUGAAACCAGGGGACUGUGUCUUUCUGAAGAGCAAAUUGUCAGAACGAUCUUAAGAAGACCAAUAAUCGGACCAGGAAACAGAAUUUUAGAUAUGAUCACAGCACCAUAUAAGCUGGAAAGACGGUGUGAAGUGACUGCGAUCCUGAUAUUAUAUGGAUUGCCAAGACUACAAACCGGCUCGAUUCUUGCCCAUGAAAUGAUGCAUGCGUAUCUACGUCUGAAAGGAUUUCGGUCUCUUAGCCCCCAGGUUGAAGAAGGCAUAUGUCAAGUUCUCUCCCACAUGUGGCUGGAGUCAGAGAUCAUCUUUGGUUCUAGUGCCAGCAUGUCAGCCACCUCCGUGGCGUCGUCGUCGUCGUCGUCUUCGACGCCUACCUCAUCAAAGAAGGGCGCAAAGACUGAGUUCGAGAAGAAGCUGGGAGCAUUCAUCAAGCAUCAGAUCGAAACGGAUUCGUCUGAGGCGUAUGGAGACGGUUUUCGAGCAGCCAAUCGGGCCGUCGAGAGCUACGGCCUGAGAAGCACCCUUAAUCAUAUUAAGAUCACAGGAUCUUUCCCAUAUUGAUCAUUCAUUCAUUCCUCAGUUGCUAGGAUGGAUGCAUAUUUUUUAGACUAUUUGGAGCUAAAUAUAGUACCCCAUGAUAUAGCAUUAAUCUGCGGUGAAUUGAGAAAACAAAGAGGAUUGAGUGGUACAGAAAUUGCACUGCUGCUUUUUUAUUGGUGCCUUUGAAAUAAUACAUGUAAGUUUUCCAGGUUUCAGAAAAAAUACAUGCAAGUCUUUCUAUAGAGAGGUUUUGUCGUUUUCUUUUUCUCACAGUGAACAUAUCCUUCAAAAAACAAGCCAUCAGUGGAUAUUUGUAAUACCUUUGUAUCUUAAGUUGUUCAAGUGUUUUCAUUUUAAUUUUUGAAGGAAUGAAA
Messenger RNA from Oryza brachyantha (malo sina), 2324 nucleotides. Its product is annotated as protein DA1-related 1-like. The coding region runs from base 505 to 1971 and encodes 488 amino acids. The record is from RefSeq and is a predicted model, not a curated record. Gene Ontology annotation, molecular function: ubiquitin binding. The transcript is spliced from 14 exons. Lineage: Eukaryota; Viridiplantae; Streptophyta; Magnoliopsida; Poales; Poaceae.